Molecule: messenger RNA, 1353 nt
Organism: Drepanopeziza brunnea f. sp. 'multigermtubi' MB_m1
Lineage: Eukaryota; Fungi; Ascomycota; Leotiomycetes; Helotiales; Drepanopezizaceae
Source: RefSeq, a predicted model, not a curated record
AUGUCUACACCGCCAGGGCCAUCUGGCAAGCUCAAUGCCCCAGGCAAAGCCUUCUCGCAGAUAGAUCUCGACGGCCAUGAUCUCCCUCCUUCACCCGCACCAUCCAGUCCUCGAAAUGGAAGAAAAUAUGCCCUGGCGACCGAAUUGGUCUACACCGAGAGCAAGGACCAAUACGGUGCCUCUAGCAUGCCCAUCUACCAGUCCGCCACCUUCAAACAGACCUCCGCCGGCGGUGGCAACGAAUACGAUUACACCCGGUCGGGCAACCCGACGAGGACCCAUCUGGAGAGACAUUUGGCGAAGAUUAUGAAUGCAUCGCGGGCCCUGGUCGUAGGGUCGGGUAUGGGCGCGUUGGAUGUCAUUACACGGAUUCUGAGGCCAGGAGAUGAGGUUAUCACAGGAGAUGAUCUUUAUGGAGGAACCAAUAGGCUCUUGACAUAUAUGUCACAGAACCAUGGUAUUAUUGUCCGCCAUGUUGAUACUACGAAACCCGAGACGGUCAGAGCUGUGGUGUCGCCCAAGACGGCUAUGGUGCUUCUCGAGACGCCUACGAACCCACUUAUUAAGAUCGUGGACAUACCCUCAAUCUCGAAGAUUGUGCAUGACAUGAACCAAAGCGCGUUAGUGGUGGUUGACAAUACCAUGCUGUCGCCUAUGCUCUGUAACCCGCUAGAGCUGGGCGCCGAUAUUGUCUAUGAAUCCGGAACGAAGUACUUGUCCGGACAUCACGAUAUCAUGGCUGGAGUACUGGCUUUCAACGAUCCGGCUAUUGGCGACAAGAUGUAUUUCACCAUCAACUCAACUGGCUGCGGACUGGCACCUAACGACGCUUUUCUGCUUAUGAGAGGAAUUAAGACUCUUGCUAUCCGCAUGGAGAAGCAGCAAGCUAACGCUCAACGCAUCGCCGAAUUCCUCGAGGGUCACGGGUUCCGCGUACGCUACCCAGGUCUCAAAUCCCACCCACAGUACGAUUUGCACUGGUCUAUGGCCAGAGGCGCAGGAGCAGUUUUGUCUUUCGAGACGGGCGAUGUAGCUCUCUCGGAGCGUAUCGUAGAGGCUGCGAGGUUGUGGGGCAUCAGUGUCAGUUUCGGGUGCGUCAACAGCUUGAUCAGUAUGCCAUGCCAGAUGAGCCACGCUAGUAUCAGUGCCGAGACAAGAAAGGAGAGACAGAUGCCGGAGGAUAUCAUUAGGCUCUGCGUAGGAAUUGAGGAUGCAGACGAUCUGAUUGACGAUUUGAGUAGAGCUGCAACCGGAGCCGUCACAGUUACAUUAGAUGGUUUCCAUGCCACGGGUCCCGCGAGCGCACUUGCAGAUAUCCCAAUCGAGGAGUCCGAUGCCGCUGCGGCACCCUGA